Eleginops maclovinus (Patagonian blennie) is the source of this 2102-nucleotide messenger RNA. It is a transcript of the gene gpr184, whose product is annotated as G protein-coupled receptor 184. The transcript has 2 exons. Gene Ontology annotation, cellular component: membrane. Gene Ontology annotation, molecular function: G protein-coupled receptor activity. The coding region runs from base 419 to 1453 and encodes 344 amino acids. Gene Ontology annotation, biological process: negative regulation of G2/M transition of mitotic cell cycle; G protein-coupled receptor signaling pathway; G1/S transition of mitotic cell cycle. The record is from RefSeq and is a predicted model, not a curated record. Lineage: Eukaryota; Metazoa; Chordata; Actinopteri; Perciformes; Eleginopidae.
CAACCAGACCUCCCUCAUCCUGUGUCUUCCCCUUUUUGUUUUUCGUCUCGUCCUUUCCACUCACUACUUGCUGACAACUGUGGCUGGCAGUGACAGGUCUCAACCGAAAACGAAAAAAGAAAUCAGAGUGAAGACAGGGAAAAGCCACCCGUAGUUGUACUAUAGGCUGAAAGUUAUCUUCUGAAGUAAUAAUUUGUGAGUACCAUGUGGGACAGUGGAGGCUUGGCUGCAUGUCAGCAGCUUUGAAGAGUCUCUUCUGAAGAUCAUCCUCUGACCCUGCUGGACUGAAUUCCUUAAACCUUGUAGCAUCUCUGGAAUGUGUCUGAAACUUUCAACCCACUCGACCGCUUCGUUUGAAACACUUUCAAAACAACAAGUGAAUUUCUAACCUUCAUAGUGAAAGAAAACUAAAGACACAAUGAACACCACAGUCACACAACCAUCGAGCACCACAAACUCAACCGUGUGUGUUAAAAUUAGCGACAGUGCCAUCAGUGACUUUUUGAUGUCUGUUUACAUUAUUGCUUUUAUAUUUGGUUUGAUCUUCCAUGUUCUGACCUUGGGCCCAAUAUACCAACAAGUGCGGCGGCAAAAUGUUCUGGGCAUCUUCCUGCUCAACCUGUCCCUUUCUGACAUGCUCUUCAUCCUGACUAUGCCCCUUUGGAUCAAUUAUUACCGAGAGGACCACCACUGGCGGCUUGGUGCUGUUUCCUGCAGUGUUGCUGGCUUCGUCUACUACUCCAACAUGUACAUCAGCCUUUUCCUGCUCUGUAGCAUCUCCAUAGACCGCUGCCUGGUGGUCACAUUCCCACUCCGCUCCAAGACCCACCGGACAUCUCGUUACGCCUGGGCACAGUGUGGGGCUAUUUAUGCUGUGGUGAUAACUCUGCACAUCAUGGUUCUUAUCAAUGACAAUCUCACUGACGCCCAUGAUGAGCACAACAACAAUGACCGUUGCUAUGAGACUUACCCCAUUACCAAAGCUGUGGCCUUGUUCAACCUGGUCAGAGUGGGCAUCGGCUUCCUGCUGCCCCUGCUGGUGUUGGCAGUGAGCUAUUGGAGGGUGCUGGCCACUGUGGGCCAGAGUCCUGGCCUGAGCGCACAGGCUAAAAGGAAGGUCCGCAUGCUGUCCUUUGGGGUAAUUGGGAUCUUCUCCAUUUGCUUUGCUCCAUAUCAUAUUCUCCUGCUCAUCCGCUCACUUGUCUUCUACAGCAGUGAUGACGAAUCACCUCAAGGGAGUUACUGCCAGUUUGAACAAAAAAUGCAUUUUUUAUUCUCAUGUACACUUUCACUGUCCAGUCUGAACUGCGUGGUGGACCCUGUGUUGUAUGUGUUGGUCAGUAACGGAGUGCAGGAAGAUGCAAAACUGUGCUGGAGAAGGCAUAGAAGGACACAGACAGACUGUGCUUUAACUGCGUACAAUGGACGAACGUCUAAUAAUCCCCUUAUAUGAAAAGUAAGUGUGUAUGUGUGUGUGUGUGUGUGUGUGUGUGUGUGUGUGUGUGUGUGUGUGUGUGUGUGUGUGUGUGUGUGUGUGUGUGUGUGUGUGUGUGUGUGUGUGUGUGUGUGUGUGUGUGUGUGUGUGUGUGUGUGUGUGUGUGUGUGUGUGUGUGUGUGUGAGCUGUUUAAACUUGUGGCUUUAUUUUCAGAGGGUAGCGAGAACAGCAGGAAUAUAUACAUCCCAUAAUCAACCGUUGUACAGCCAAUCAGGUUUUGCUAUUUUGUCCCUCAUAUCCUCCACGAUGUCUGUGUGUGUGUGUGUGUGUGUGUGUGUGUGUGUGUGUGUGUGUGUGGGGGGGGGGGGGGGGGGGGGGGGGGUUGAAUUAUAUGCAUCUCCUUGCUCUGUAAUUGGAUUGUAUUCCCAGGUUCUGUUCUCUCAAGAGGUCUUCAGAGGCAGCCACUUCUGGUUCCUGGCUGGACCCUGUAGGAGUUGAAGAGCACUUGUGUUUUCCUACCAAUCUAUACAAGGAUAUUGUGAUUGUGAUUGUGUGUGCAUGUCUGAAGCAUGCAGAAAAAUUAUUGUAUUACCAUGACCAUGUACCUUGUCUUAAUGUCGGCAAAUGCCAUGUUGAAUGUAAAUCCAAAUAAAAAGGUGGUUUGAA